Molecule: messenger RNA, 827 nt
Organism: Gryllus bimaculatus (two-spotted cricket)
Lineage: Eukaryota; Metazoa; Arthropoda; Insecta; Orthoptera; Gryllidae
Source: the annotation of a GenBank genome assembly
AUGGACGUUGUGAAACAUACUUUUAAUGACUUCAUCGAAGAAACGUUAAUAAGGUUUAAAUAUUACCAUCUUCAAUGUGAAGAAGCAUGGUUGGAAGAAGUGAACGCAAAUAAUUCUAUGGACAGUGAAACAGAAGCCCACGUGGAUCAAUACAAACAAUUUAUGGAAGAAAGAAUUGAAGCCUACAAAAGUGACAGCGACGGCCUCCGCAUCGUCUUAGACAGAUUGCUCGAAUCCCUUUUUGUUUCCACGCGCCUCAAUUGCAAUUUAACAGGACAAGUCGAAGAAGUCAUUCAAGGAAUAAACGCCAGAACGUUCCUUCCUCCUGUCCUCAAAAAAGUUGGCAAGAGGACGAAGAGUUUAGAGUCAAGAACAUCGAAAGUUUUUAAAGAUCACAAACCCAAACAAAAACGAGAUAGUGCAAAGAAAGUUUCUACCCCAGAUCCGGCUGAAGGUCCGAAAGUUCCUCCUGUCUUUCGGUUGAGCAUUGAUCAAGGUGAAAAAAUCGAGGAAAUUGUUAAAAAGCAAAUAAAAAAUAUCCGCACUGCAACUUCAGUAGAUGGACAGUUUGAAGAAAGCACUACAGGUGUCCCUGAGUACGCAUCAAUGGAAGGAGAAUGUGAAGAAUCAGACAUGCUUCCCUGCAACGUCGCUGCACUGCUCUCAAUGUCGGAGGAGGAGUUCGAGGAUUAUGUGGCAAAAUGUAAUCUGAUGGCAUCGAAGUAUGUCACAUCGUGCAAAGAAGAAGGAAAAAUAUGGUUUAAACUAUUCAAGAAACAUGCAGCGAAAGUAAAAGAACUCUAUACUGUACGAUAUGAUUGAAAUGA